Messenger RNA from Daktulosphaira vitifoliae (grape phylloxera), 1346 nucleotides. It is a transcript of the gene Ostgamma, whose product is annotated as tumor suppressor candidate 3. The transcript has 8 exons. Lineage: Eukaryota; Metazoa; Arthropoda; Insecta; Hemiptera; Phylloxeridae. The record is from RefSeq and is a predicted model, not a curated record. Bases 206 to 1186 code for a protein of 326 amino acids. Gene Ontology annotation, cellular component: oligosaccharyltransferase complex.
AAGCUUUUUAAGAGAAAACAAAUGUGUGAAAUGGUAAUUAUUUAAUUGUGGAUGGUCUUUUAUUGUUAUUAUUUUACUAACUAUGAAGAGAUUUGAUCUUAAAUAUUAUUGAGUAUUCUCCUUAAAUAUUUUUGUAAUUUAUUUUUAAGUCAAUUACAUACAUAUCUUAAAUCAAGAUAAUCAUUCACAAUAAAAAAUUAUCACCAUGCAUUUAAAAAUCAUUUUAUUUUGGUUUAUUGUCACUUGUAGUGUAUAUGUUGGUUGUAUAAGAGAAGAACGGACAAAGAGUCUUGAUCAAAAAGUGCUGCAAUUAAAUGAUAUGUAUGCAAAAAAGUUUGUAAUGAGAUUUAAUGGGCCAAAGUUCAAAGAAUUUGUUAAAAAUCCACCAAGAAAUUAUUCAGUCAUUAUGAUGUUUACUGCUAUGGCAUCUCACAGACAAUGUUCAAUUUGUGGUCAUGCGAGUGAUGAAUUUGUCGUUGUUGCAAAUUCUUAUCGCUAUGCUCAUAGGUUAGAUGGUCCUUUAUACUUUGGAAUAGUUGACUUUGAUGAAGGUUCAGAUAUUUUUCAGACGAUGCGAAUUAACACUGCACCUGUUUUUAUGCAUUUUCCAUCUAAAGGUAAACCAAAACCAUUGGAUACCAUGGAUAUCCAAAGACUUGGUUUUGCUGCAGAAAUGAUUGCUAAAUGGAUACAAGAAAGAACAGAUGUACAAAUACGAAUUUUCCGGCCUCCAAAUUAUUCAAGCACGCUUGCUUUGUCAAUAUUGUUUGCAAUUUGUUCAUCAUUUUUGUAUGUCAGAAGAAACAAUAUGGAUAUGUUUUUCAAUAAAAAUUUAUGGGGUAUUGGAGCUGUGCUAUUCUGUUUAACCAUGAUAUCUGGACAAAUGUGGAAUCAUAUAAGAGGACCACCUCUUAUGCAUCGUAACCAACAAGGAAUUAUUACUUACAUUCAUAACUCAUCUCAAGGUCAGUUUAUAGUAGAAACAUACAUUAUCAUUGUUUUGAAUACUAUUUUGGUUUUUGGAGCCAUACUUAUGACAGAUUCAUAUACAAAGAAAACUGAAUCAAAAACCCGCAAAAUAAUGGCUAUUGGUGGCUUAGCUUUAGUGGUGUUUUUAUUUAGUGUUAUACUAUCAAUAUUUAAAUCUAAAGCCCAUGGUUAUCCUUACAGUUUUUUGAUCAAAUGAAUUAUUCAAUAAAUACUACUUAAACAUAAUUGUUCAACCGGUGAAAAAUUGAAAAUUAAAAUUGACAUUGAAAAUGUCAUGUACUGAAAUGAAUUAUAUAUUUCUGUUUGAAAUUAAUUAUACUUAUUAAAAUUAAAAACCUCAAGGAAUUUUACGAAUA